AUGUGCUCAGUCCGGCUUGUUGUUCAGCCUCCAACGGGCUGUCAAGCUUCUCUCAUCAUCGCACCAUGGGGAAAGGAUGCUGCCGAUAAUGGUCGUACGCCGGCUUCUUCUUCGGCGCCUGCGGUGCUCGGUCCCUUCGAAGACUUGCUGGACUUACAGAUCAAGGCUGACAUUCCCGCUGGACAAGACGGCGAUGGUGCUGCCGGGGUCGCUGGUGCUGCUGCUAAGGAGGACGGAAAGGUGGCCGCUGAUGGUGAGGCUGAUGCGGAUGCUGCCGCGCAGGAGGAUGAGGAUGCUGCGUCUGACCAGGCCCCUGAUGACGACGACGAUGGUUACCUGAGUGACGACUCCGAUGAACAUCUGGAACCGACUUCGCUUGGCAGCAUUAUCGCUUUGAAACGCUUCUCGCUAACCUUGCUGGUGCCGUUUAACAGGAAACCCGAAGUCAAGCGCACUGCUGUAACUGUGGCUGCCUUGCUGGAUGAUUGGAAGGAUCAGCUGUCGCCGGACGUGCUGCAGACGACAACUUAUUAG
Closterium sp. Yama58-4 is the source of this 534-nucleotide messenger RNA. The record is from the annotation of a GenBank genome assembly. NCBI's taxonomy places the organism in Eukaryota, Viridiplantae, Streptophyta, Zygnematophyceae, Desmidiales, Closteriaceae.